Messenger RNA from Aspergillus eucalypticola CBS 122712, 1272 nucleotides. RefSeq names its product Creatinase/aminopeptidase. The record is from RefSeq and is a predicted model, not a curated record. Lineage: Eukaryota; Fungi; Ascomycota; Eurotiomycetes; Eurotiales; Aspergillaceae. The annotation marks the transcript as partial. The transcript is spliced from 7 exons.
GAAUCCUUCGAGAGAUGUUCAAUUGAAAAUCUCCGAGGAACAGGGUAUUACUUUCUGGAUACAGCUGCGCCUAUCGCAGUUGAGGAGUUCGAUGAGCGCCGCAACCGCCUGGCGAGGGCUCUGGUCGCCGAUGGGGCGGACGCCUUUGUCGUGGAGCCGGGGUAUACGUUCAAAUACUAUGCUAAUGUGAGCCAGCCGGAAUGGGAGGUCUGGGAGCCGGAGGAACGCCCCUUUCUUAUGGUGGUGCAGCCUUAUCGUCAUUCGUCGGGCCUUGUCACCGCAAAGACGACAUUCCUAGCCCCAUCGUUCGAGGCGGAGCGAGCCCGACUGUUGAAAAUGCCGUUUCUUGAGCCAAUCGAGAUCAUUCCUUGGGAGGAACACUGGAACCCAUACGAUACAUUGAAGGAUUCUGUCAUCUUCUCGGCACAUGAUCGACCACCUCGACUCAUGGUGGACGAGGAAAUGAGGGACUUUAUCCAACGGGGUCUCGGUCACUCGGGGUUCGAAAUCGUUGGGCUGAUGGGAGAAGUGGAGCGCGUCCGGCAGAUCAAAUCCAACACUGAGGUGGGGAUUCUUCGCGCCGUGAAUACCGGGACUGUGGAAGCCGUACGGCAGAUGCGCAAAUGCCUCUACCCCGGUCUAACCGAGAGUGAAAUCGCAAGGGCCCUGGACAAUACUCUUCGCUCGGCUGGGUUGGAGCCAUUUUUCGAUAUUGUUUUGUUUGACGAGAAUGCCGCCAACCCACAUGGAGGCACCAACGGUUCGAAGGUGCUUGAGCCGGAAACUUUUGUUUUGAUUGAUGUAGGCGCCCAUCUCCUUGGGUACUCAUCGGAUAUCUGUCGAACCUUUUUCCCGCCGUUCCUUGAACCACCGACACCGGAUAUGCCCACCCCGACGCGUUUGAGAGAUAAGCUGGAGGUGUGGGACGUUGUCUUUGAAGCUCAAACCCAAUCCAUAGGGCAGUUCCGGGUCGACGCCAGUGCGGCCAGCGUUGAUAUUGCUGCCCGGGAGGUGAUCACGGACGCCGGGUACGGGGAAGCCUUUACCCAUCGUGUUGGGCACGGAAUUGGAAUCAAAGCCCACGAAAGCCCUUAUCUGAACAAGGGCAACGAUGCGACUCUCCUUCAAGCCGGUAUGACGUUCACCUCGGAACCUGGGGUGUAUCUGGUGGAUCGAUUCGGGGUACGGCACGAAGACAUCUUUCUGGUGCGGGAGGGUGGGGAGGCAGAGCUGUUGACCGGUCGUCGAGCAUCUGGGCCUUGGGAUCCAUAG